CUCAGACUUGCGAUCUUCGAUUGAGCUUGGGCCUCUAUCAAGGACCUACUCGAUUAGAUUCGACCGUAUUUGUGGCGAAAUGUUCUACAAAGACUGGUCUGCGACGAUUUACUGCGAUGGCGAACCUGCUGAGGAAUACAAGUUCUGCAUCGAGAGCGAUGACACGGCGUCGUGUUAUAUAGCGAGUGAGGCUGGCAAAAAAUUCGAAGUGCACUGGAAGAAUGAGCUGGAGGGACUGGCAAGCGCUGAUUGUUAUAUGGAUGGCCGCUGCGUGGGGUGCGCCACGACCAAACCCGGGAAGAAGGGCCGCCGUUUGGGAUGCCGCACUGGUGCGGAAAGCCGCCAGCCUUUCCAGUUUGCGGCUCUGCAGCUGACCGACAACGAAGAUCUCGCAAAUCCGGAUGAUCUGAGUGUUGGUGCCAUCGGUAUCAUCGAGCUUCGCGUGCAUCGUGUACGGUACUCUCGCAAGUCUAAACGAGAGGGAUACAGAGCGAAGGACGCUCCCGCAUGCGGACUUGUGCAUGAGCGGAGUAAGAAGGCUGGAGCUCACUGUGUGAGUUUCGGCGAGAGGAUCAAAUGUCCACCAAUCAGGGCAAUUCCAGUGAUCCGUUACCUCGAUAAGAAGAACAAGCCUUACGUCCGUUUCAUCUUUCGUUACAAGUCGCGAGAGAUGCUCCAGGCGGAGGAAAUAAUACCUCCGGAUGCUGUCUCCCAGUACCGCAUACGUCCUGAUCUGUCUGCACGAGAUUAUUUUGCGGAGCUCGCGAGAGCGAGGGACCAGGCUGCUGCCAAUUCAUCGAUUGCGGGACCCUCAAAGCUCCACGGCAGACCUAUGCGAGUCAAGCGAGAGGCUAGGGAGGACACCAUGGUUGUCGACUCAGAAUAUGAGCAGGCAGAAGUUGAGAGCCUACUUUCCGCUGGAAGUCUCGCAAAGAAGGUCGUCAGAAACACCUCUGUAAAGCCCGGAUCGUCCAGCAGGAGACCCGUGUAUAUCGACGUGGAUGCCGAUUUUAUCGACCUGACGAUAGACUCGGACUGACAUGGUCAGCUUGUGAUUGGUGUCUCUCGUGAAUUCAUUAGCUUGUACUUCUAUACCUGGAGGUGCUGUCUCCACAUACCCUCGCGCAUUGCCUAACUGAGGAUCUAUAUGUAUCAUGGCUCCGAAUCGUUGAAAUAACGGU
Molecule: messenger RNA, 1181 nt
Organism: Laetiporus sulphureus 93-53
Lineage: Eukaryota; Fungi; Basidiomycota; Agaricomycetes; Polyporales; Laetiporaceae
Exons: 6
Coding region: 80-1039 (319 amino acids)
Source: RefSeq, a predicted model, not a curated record